This is a messenger RNA of Vicia villosa (hairy vetch), 1983 nucleotides long. RefSeq lists its product as uncharacterized. The transcript has 31 exons. The coding region runs from base 1 to 1983 and encodes 660 amino acids. The record is from RefSeq and is a predicted model, not a curated record. NCBI's taxonomy places the organism in Eukaryota, Viridiplantae, Streptophyta, Magnoliopsida, Fabales, Fabaceae.
AUGCAUUUAGAAUUUCAGAUGGCUGCUAAUGACAAACCUGUGAAAGUGGAUUCUGCUAAGAACAAAUCUGACGUGAAAAUGGAUCCUGCUAACUUGAAGUUUGAUGCAAGUGAUAUGGCCGCAAAUGACAAACUUGUGAAAGUGGAUCAUGCUAAGGACAAAUCUGACGUGAAAAUGGAUCCUGCUAACUUGAAUUUGGAUGCAAAAUUUCAUGUAUUAUAUUUUGGUAUAUUUGUGAUGGCUCCUAAUGACAAACCUGUGAAGGUGGAUCCUGCUAAGGACAAAUCUGAUGUGAAAAUGGAUCCUGCUAACUUGAAUUUGGAUGCAAAAUUUCAGAUGGCUGCGAAUGACAAUCCUGUGAAAGUGGAUCCUGCUAAGGACAAAUCUGACGUGAAAAUGGAUCAUGCUAACUUGAAUUUGGAUAUGGCUGCGAAUGACAAACCUGUGAAAGUGGAUCCUGCUAAGGACAAAUCUGACGUGAAAAAGGAUCAUGCCAACUUGAAUUUGGAUGCAAAAUUUCAGAUAGCUGCUAAUGACAAACCUGUGAAGGUGGAUCCUGCUAAAGACAAAUCUGACAAACAAUUUCAGAUGGCUGCUAAUGACAAACCUGUGAAAGUGGAUUCUGCUAAGAACAAAUCUGACGUGAAAAUGGAUCCUGCUAACUUGAAGUUUGAUGCAAGUGAUAUGGCCGCAAAUGACAAACUUGUGAAAGUGGAUCAUGCUAAGGACAAAUCUGACGUGAAAAUGGAUCCUGCUAACUUGAAUUUGGAUGCAAAAUUUCAUGUAUUAUAUUUUGGUAUAUUUGUGAUGGCUCCUAAUGACAAACCUGUGAAGGUGGAUCCUGCUAAGGACAAAUCUGAUGUGAAAAUGGAUCCUGCUAACUUGAAUUUGGAUGCAAAAUUUCAGAUGGCUGCGAAUGACAAUCCUGUGAAAGUGGAUCCUGCUAAGGACAAAUCUGACGUGAAAAUGGAUCAUGCUAACUUGAAUUUGGAUAUGGCUGCGAAUGACAAACCUGUGAAAGUGGAUCCUGCUAAGGACAAAUCUGACGUGAAAAAGGAUCAUGCCAACUUGAAUUUGGAUGCAAAAUUUCAGAUAGCUGCUAAUGACAAACCUGUGAAGGUGGAUCCUGCUAAAGACAAAUCUGACGUGAAAAUGGAUCCUGCUAACUUGAAUUCGGAGAUGGCUGCUAAUGACAAACCUGUGAAAGUGGAUUCUGCUAAGAACAAAUCUGACGUGAAAAUGGAUCCUGCUAACUUGAAGUUUGAUGCAAGUGAUAUGGCCGCAAAUGACAAACUUGUGAAAGUGGAUCAUGCUAAGGACAAAUCUGACGUGAAAAUGGAUCCUGCUAACUUGAAUUUGGAUGCAAAAUUUCAUGUAUUAUAUUUUGGUAUAUUUGUGAUGGCUCCUAAUGACAAACCUGUGAAGGUGGAUCCUGCUAAGGACAAAUCUGAUGUGAAAAUGGAUCCUGCUAACUUGAAUUUGGAUGCAAAAUUUCAGAUGGCUGCGAAUGACAAUCCUGUGAAAGUGGAUCCUGCUAAGGACAAAUCUGACGUGAAAAUGGAUCAUGCUAACUUGAAUUUGGAUAUGGCUGCGAAUGACAAACCUGUGAAAGUGGAUCCUGCUAAGGACAAAUCUGACGUGAAAAAGGAUCCUGCCAACUUGAAUUUGGAUGCAAGUAUAGCUGCUAAUGACAAACCUGUGAAGGUGGAUCCUGCUAAAGACAAAUCUUACGUGAAAAUGGAUCCUGCUAACUUGAAUUCGGAUGCAAAGUUUCAGAUGGCUGCUAAUGACAAACCUGUGAAAGUGGAUCCUGCUAAGAACAAAUCUGACGUGAAAAUGGAUCCUGCUAACUUGAAGUUUGAUGCAAGUGAUAUGGCCGCGAAUGACAAACCUGUGAAAGUGGAUCCUGCUAAGGACAAAUCUGACGUGAAAAUGGAUCCUGCUAACUUGAAUUUGGAUGCAAGUGUUAAGCCUAUCAACUGA